This is a messenger RNA of Moneuplotes crassus, 467 nucleotides long. The record is from the annotation of a GenBank genome assembly. NCBI's taxonomy places the organism in Eukaryota, Ciliophora, Spirotrichea, Euplotida, Euplotidae.
UUAAUUCAAAAAUUUUAUAUCAUAUAAUGUUUAACAACAAUUGUCUCCCUUUCGAAGAGUUCCCAUGCGAAGAGAUUGACCACUACUUCAGCUUAUUGGCCGAUGAAGAUCCUAUCAGCCUUGACUGGAGCGGUGAAAAUCAAAUGAAUCUUUUUGAAGAAAUAGAUCUUUCAACUGAAUUACUCUUCACAUUGGAAAGAGAGAAAUCAUAUGUCAGCAGAUCUCAAAGCUAUAAUACACGGAUAAUAACUGAAGUAAUAAAUGUUGACCAAAUAAUAAUAACAGCUCCAUAAUGGCAUUGAGUCUUCACAUUUUAAUUCAGUCUCUGUGGAGAUACAUCUACAUGAAGCAAGGUAGAAGAAGCCAGUCAUAAAAUAGUGAAGGACUUUGAUGAAAACAGUUCAGAUCUUUUAUAAAAGACUUGAAUUUAUGAUGUCCUAAUCCUUCAUGCUUUAUUCCUGUCUUCU